Molecule: messenger RNA, 1005 nt
Organism: Oryzias melastigma (Indian medaka)
Lineage: Eukaryota; Metazoa; Chordata; Actinopteri; Beloniformes; Adrianichthyidae
Gene: gtpbp1
Product: GTP binding protein 1
Exons: 3
Coding region: 45-347 (100 amino acids)
Source: RefSeq, a predicted model, not a curated record
UCACAAAUGUUUGACUUUUACAGCUUUUGCAGUCCACCAACAACAUGCCAUCAAACUCCAAACCCCCCCAAAUCAAAAUGCAGUCCACAAAAAAGACAGCAGCCCGAAAGGAGGACGGCACCGCGGCUACUGGCGACGAGGCGCCGACGAUAGCACAGCCGUCAGGUUCCAGCACGGCACAGGGAGAGGGGGAUGAUGACCCUCAGAUAAAAGAGGGCAACAAAGAGAACAAGCCAAAGUCCGGAGGCGGCGGGAGGAGAAGGGGAGGCCAAAGGCACAAGGGCAAAGGUCAGAACAGCAGCACCAACCCUGCAGCAGCUCCCUCCUCAUCGGCAACAGGAAACUAAUCUCCCAUCAUGCCCCGCUCUUUCCAGAAAGUCAUUUCACAAACCGUUCAUGAAUGAGAUGUUGGGAGCAGAGACGGUUUUACUCCCUGCCUUUAACAUCACAUCUUUGUGGAUUUUCAGUUCAGCUGCCUUUGGUUUUGGUGAUCACAGUUUCCUGUUAGGUGGGCCUCCCCCUGAAAUUGAGCAUUAAUUUAUUUUAGAAGUGAAAGAGUUUUGAUUGGAAAGAGUGAAAAUAGAAAAUAAAAGGUCCAGAGACCUAAAUGAGCAGCUAUGAGUGAACCUCCCUCUUGCAUUCCCCUGUAAACUGUGCAGAUCACAAGUUCAUGUAGCAGAAGGUGCACAAAGAGUUUAGAUAUUUGGAAAAUAUAAGCUACGGCAUUUUAUAGUUGUCAAGUUAUUUAUUUGGCAUUCAUGCAGAACACGUUGAAGUAUUUGGGAUCUUUCUACCAACUCCGAUUCAAUAGUCUGUGCAGCUUCAUGCGUCACUUUGAAACCUGGAUGUUUAAACGCAGCACACGCGUGGGUUUAGCGGUUGCUAAUGAUCAUAAUGCCGUGUGUUUCUCUAGUACUAAUGCGUUAGGGCCUGUUGCCGUUUACAUGUUGUGACAUUUUGAAAAUACUUUGCUGAGGGAAAAAGAAUAAAGUCACUAAAACUUUU